This is a messenger RNA of Hyaloscypha bicolor E, 1180 nucleotides long. RefSeq lists its product as uncharacterized. The coding region runs from base 384 to 830 and encodes 148 amino acids. The record is from RefSeq and is a predicted model, not a curated record. Lineage: Eukaryota; Fungi; Ascomycota; Leotiomycetes; Helotiales; Hyaloscyphaceae. The transcript is spliced from 2 exons.
GAAGAUACAGGAAUCACACCAUAAACUCAGAAAACACCAUAUCUGACAGCAAAUUCACGAAUAUUCGCGGGAGGAGAUCGACGAUGGGGCACAAUAAAAUUUCUCGUACCCGAAGUCUAGAACGCACUCUCGUUAUAAGGACUGGGCGUAGGCCAGGGCGCCCAGUCUGUCACCAUCGCGACUAUCAAUAAGUCAAAUAGACAACAUCUUAGAGUACCGAAUCCAUACUACCGGAAACACUCAAUCCUCACUUGAUUCUCAAAUACGGUCUUGUCCACAAUACCAAGACUCUGCAUCCCACAAUCAGAACCAGUCAACCACCGAGUCCGUCACCAAGCCCUGAGAUAGAACAUUCGACAUCAAUGAGAGGAUACUUUGGAAUUAUGGCCGAGAACUCCUGCGAGCUGAACGGCAACGGGGAGAAAGUCAAGCUCGAAAAUGCGGCCAAACACCUGCUGUGGCAACCACGAAACGAUGGCACUCCCAAGCAAGAGCCAUUGUGGCAUUUGCAGGUCAGCGUUUUGAAAGACCAGGAAGGGAGGGGCGACGCCCCGAGUCGCAGAUUUGCAUUCAAAUCAAUGCAUCAUCUCACACACGCGGCAAACCAACUAGAGUCUGCGUUCAGCGACACAUUUGAAUUGCGCAAGUGUGGUGUGGAAACCCCUGAUGCUCAAGGGGGACGAGUCAACGACGGAAGAAGUGAAAAUAUCACCAUUGAGUUCGAUACCAAGACCGCCAAGAAGGGCUGGUCAGAGUUCCUGACGAGUCUGAGAGACCUAGAGGAUGAGUGGGAGCGUGAGGCGCAGCAUGAAGGCCUCAGCGUGCUUUGAGGGGUACGCGGGGUAGUAGGUCACACACCACUGAGUAUGGAAAGCCUUCUGGCGUUGAUAAAGGCGACACUCGUCUUGCUUGAGUGGGUUCUAUAAUUGGUAGGAGAAAACGGAAAGAACCCAGCUUGGAAACAGUUUGUGUGCUGGACCACAGUUGGAUAAAAUAUGGUGUUGGAAGACAUUGCUUCAGGUUAGAAGGGGAAGUUUCGGGAGCAUUUGAAGGUGUUCUGGGACCAGAUUUUAUAAACAGACUUGCUCAAAUAAGAAAUUAGAGAUAUAGAUCAAUACUUCCAGCAGCCUGGCCCCUGGAAAGACCUUCCAGGAACCGUCGCGGGAUUCCCCAUUCGUGC